Molecule: messenger RNA, 546 nt
Organism: Erigeron canadensis
Lineage: Eukaryota; Viridiplantae; Streptophyta; Magnoliopsida; Asterales; Asteraceae
Exons: 2
Coding region: 1-546 (181 amino acids)
Source: RefSeq, a predicted model, not a curated record
AUGGCGCAUUAUGCGAUUCAACAAGAUGUCCAUGAUACUGCCUUCUCUUCAAGAACGUAUACAAGACGCGACGAUCGUGGUGAGUCUCACAACCGUCUUUUUCGAGAUUAUUUUGCCGAGGAACCGAAAUUUAAUGAGAAUUUUUUUAGACAACGGUUUCGUAUGAGUAGACGGUUGUUUGUGAAGAUAGCUUCAGAUUUGGAAAACAAUUUUAGUUUUUUUCAAAGGAAGAUCGACGCUCGUGGUAAAUGGGGGUUUUCAGCUUUACAAAGAUGCACAUUUGCAGUUCGCCAGUUAGGAUACGGUAGUAAUCCCGACAGUUUAGAUGAUUACUUAAAUAUGUCGGAAAGAUCGUCACGUGACACCCUUAAUACUUUUUGUGAUGGAGUCAUUAAGUUGUAUCGGCAUGAAUAUUUGCGUAGGCCAACGCGGAGUCUUGAUUGUACACACUGGGGUUGGGAUAAUUGUCCAGUAGCUUGGCGUGGCCAGUACACGCGAGGUGAUCAUCACGGGCCGACGAUAUCGCUUGAAGCAGUUGCAUCAUAG